AUGAAGAUCCCUAGCCACAUCUCCUGCCUUCUCCUGCUGAGUUUCGGGACCUGUUUCCCCGCCAACAGCAUUCAAGUGCCAGCAAACCCUGGAGAGGAAGUGGUACAAAAGGAUCCUGGCCUUUGGGAGACCCCAUCUCUGAAGUGGCGGCGUUCACCCAUGGACCUCAGUUCUCUCUUCAGCAUCGCCAAAGAGCUUCAGAGCUUUGGGAAAGAGAAGGCGGGGAUCCAAUUCCGAUUUGGGAGGCGGGACAUGGACGAGAAUCCCAACGCCGUCAAGGAUCUGCUGGAGGAAGGGGGUGAGAAAGGGGCCAGCAGUUUGGAGGCCCUCGCAGAAGAGUUGAAUGGCUACUACAACGGGAAGAAAGCUGGCUUUAGCAUCUGGUUUGGAAGAAGAAAACGAGAAGCUUUUUGUUCCAAAGGUACCCUUCUUGGAGCUCCAAAGCUCUGA
Python bivittatus (Burmese python) is the source of this 450-nucleotide messenger RNA. The record is from RefSeq and is a predicted model, not a curated record. Lineage: Eukaryota; Metazoa; Chordata; Lepidosauria; Squamata; Pythonidae.